Messenger RNA from Thelazia callipaeda (thelaziosis nematode), 552 nucleotides. The record is from the annotation of a GenBank genome assembly. NCBI's taxonomy places the organism in Eukaryota, Metazoa, Nematoda, Chromadorea, Rhabditida, Thelaziidae.
ACUGUGAAUGAGAAUUUAAUGGAAAAUGAUAGGUCAUAUAAUGAUUCUAUUUUUCAAGCUGCAGUUGAUAUAGCACAAAAUAUACCAAAAAAAGGUUUGAUCAGUAUAUCUUUAAACGAGAAAUUAGAACUUUAUUCCUUAUUUAAGCAAGGAACAGUUGGGGAAUGUAAUAUUCCAUGUCCGCCAUUUUGGAAUACUGCUGAACGUCUAAAAUGGGUUUUUUUUAUGCAUUCUUGGAAUUCUUUGGGAUCAAUGAAAUCUGUAGAAGCAAGAAAACUUUACAUCAGACAGUUCAAAGGCAUCAUUAAUCGUGGACUAUGUGAAUAUGAUUUUAAAGAGCUAUUAAAAAGAAGCGACGAACGUACAAAACAGUUAUUGAGAGUGAAAUUGCCUAUUCUUGGAUAUGGUACACAUGUGUUCUUAAAACAUCUUAAUUUUUGUCUGAGUCGAUCAGAAAUGGAUGAGCAAUCUGAUCGAUAUUCAGUGUCAAGCACAUAUAGCGAUGAAUUCUUUGAUGCCUCUUGCGAUCAAGUAGGAUAUAUAUUCCCUUAA